Molecule: messenger RNA, 730 nt
Organism: Haplochromis burtoni (Burton's mouthbrooder)
Lineage: Eukaryota; Metazoa; Chordata; Actinopteri; Cichliformes; Cichlidae
Exons: 4
Coding region: 50-730 (226 amino acids)
Source: RefSeq, a predicted model, not a curated record
UAUUAUUAUAAUUAUUAUUUGUCUUUAUUUAGGGCCUGAACAUGUGUUCAUGGAGCAGGGAAAAGACUUACUUCUGGAUAUAAAAGGCUCUGUUGCACUCACCGAAGGGGCAGAUUUCUUCUGGAGAUUUAAUAUCAUUCACAUAGUAGCUAAAAGUAAUUAUCUUAAUUCAGUAGUGUUUGGCACAUAUAAAGGCAGGGCUAAGAUUUUUGUACAAAAUAAUUCUUUGCUGUUGAAGAAAGUGCAACACAGUGACAGCGGAGAUUAUAUUGCAAUAGUAAGUGGGGAACAAAACCAGAGGGUAGCUGAAUACAAGGUCAUAGUCCAAGAUCCAGUUUCUCCAGUUAACCUGACAGUGGACUCUGUGGACAGCAGUUCAAACUCCUGUAACCUCACUGUGACCUGCAGCACAGUGGAUUCUCACAUCAGCAGCAGGUUUAGAUGUGACACCCAAAACUGCUCUCAUGUAGAAAAUGGUAGCUUGAAAGCCAAACCCCGUUCUUCCACUCUCAUUAUUUAUUUUCAGCAAGACUUCAUCAUCUGUAAUCACAGCAACCAAGUGAGCUGGAAACACAAGACAGAAAAGAUAACAUCUUACUGCAAGACACUUUCAGGUUCAGAGACUCCUUCUGAUGGCAUCUCCAUCUGUCUGCUGAAGGCAGUCCUGUUCUCCAUCGGUCUGAUCAUCAUGGCUAAAGUACCUCACCUGCUCAAGUCUUCCCACUUGUGA